Xiphias gladius (swordfish) is the source of this 3974-nucleotide messenger RNA. RefSeq names its product glycerol kinase 5 (gene gk5). Gene Ontology annotation, molecular function: glycerol kinase activity. NCBI's taxonomy places the organism in Eukaryota, Metazoa, Chordata, Actinopteri, Istiophoriformes, Xiphiidae. Gene Ontology annotation, cellular component: mitochondrion. Gene Ontology annotation, biological process: triglyceride metabolic process; glycerol metabolic process; glycerol-3-phosphate biosynthetic process. Bases 520 to 2112 code for a protein of 530 amino acids. The transcript is spliced from 16 exons. The record is from RefSeq and is a predicted model, not a curated record.
GCAGUUACGUUAAUGCGGUUUAAUGACAUAAAAACUGCUGGAAUUCCCUGAACAGUCGACUGGGUGUGUCAGCUUCACUGCUAUGAUCAUGUAGAGCGUGAAUACUGGGCACCUGUGAGUAAUGUUUAGAGAGGGAAGGUUUAUUUGGGAGUGAUUUUCUAGGCUACUUAACCGCUCAAGUUUCAUUUUCUUACACCUAGCCAAGUAGCGAAUUAGCUUGACUUAACUCUUGAGGUGGCCAAUUUCUGCUCUAGCUGCUGUAUUUUCAGGUCUACAUCAGACUCAUGUGUACAUGAGAAACAGAUCUUAGGAGUGUGUUGACUCGGACAGCUGGAACUGGGACUGGACUAAAGAGACCACGGUCCGAAGGUCGAGUUACAGGCUCCACAUGACAGGUCAGCGAGUGUAGGUAAAGUAUUAUGGUCAUACCAACCAUUGGGGUUGUGAAAAAGACCACCAUGAGCUGACAAUGGAAGACGUGGGGCCGAUCUGAGGAAUACUGGGACAAACUUUUCAAUAAUGGGGAGUCAAAGGAACGGUUUCAAAAAGGAACACUUCAUUUUGUCAGUUGACGUCGGUUCAACAUCAAUCAGAUGUCACGUCUAUGACAAGGAAGCAAAUAUCCGAGGAUCAUGUACCAACAAGGUUGUUUCCUUGUAUCCAGAGGUAGGACAUGUGGAGAUGGACCCAGAUGCACUAUGGAAAGGGUUUAUCACUGUGGUCAAGUGCGCUGUGCAAGAUGCAGGAGUACAAAUGCACCAGAUAGAGGCCCUUGGCAUGUCCACCCAACGAGGCACCUUCACAACAUGGGACAGGAAAACUGGAGUACCCUUCCAUAACUUCAUCAGCUGGCAAGAUCAGAGGGCCGCAGACCUGGUGAAGUCGUGGAACAGAUCCUGCAUCAUGAAAGUAAUCCAUGGCACGAUGAAGGUGCUGUACUUCCUGACCAGGCAGAAGCGAUCGCUUGCAGCAAGUCUUAUUGUCUUCUCCACUCAGCAUGUUACUUUCCGCCUCGUCUGGGUCCUUACACACUAUAAGCAGGUUCGCCAAGCGAUAGCUGAAGGCAACUGCUGCUUUGGAACAGUGGACAGCUGGCUCCUAUUCAAACUUACAAAAGGACGCGUCCAUGCCACAGACUAUUCUAAUGCCAGUACAACAGGCAUGUUUGACACAUAUCAGAUGUGUUGGAGUGGUUUCCUCUCUUCUCUUGUUUCUCUGCCUCUCUCUAUUUUCCCCAAAGUAGAAAAUACAGGCCAUGACUUUGGUUCCACAGACCCGUCUAUCUUUGGAGUAUCCAUUCCUGUCAUGUCGGUGAUGGCGGACCAGCAGGCAGCCAUGUUUGGAGAGUGCUGCUUUGAUGUCGGUGAUGUGAAGAUCACCAUGGGAACAGGCACCUUCAUGGACAUCAACACCGGGAGCAAACCACAUACAUCUAUAGCAGGUCUGUAUCCUGUAGUGGGGUGGAAGAUCGGCCCAGAGUUGGUGUACCUGGCGGAGGGCAAUGCAGCAGACACAGGCACUGCCAUCAAAUGGGCACAGGAGCUGGAGCUCUUCUCUGACGUCCAGAAGACCAGUUCCAUGGCUUACAGUGUCAGUGACUCUGACGGAGUGUGCUUUGUACCUUCCUUCAGUGGCCUGCAGGCUCCUCUAAACGACCCUAAAGCUUGUGCUUCACUCAUGGGCCUCAAACCUUCAACCACCAAAAGCCAUCUGGUCCGUGCCAUACUGGAGUCUCUCGCCUUCAGAAACAAGCAGCUGUACGAGACGAUGCUGAGAGAAACUCACAUCACCAUCGCAAAGAUCAGGGUGGAUGGUGGUGUUUCCUGCAAUGACUUUGUCAUGCAGCUGACUGCAGAUCUGUUUGGCAGAAAGGUAGCUAGACCCCUGCACCAUGAGAUGUCCUGUUUGGGGGCUGCUUUUGUUGCUGGACUUGGAGUGGGCUACUGGAGGACCCGGGAAGAACUGAAGAAGUUGCAGAGCAUCGACAAGGUAUUCUUACCUAGAGGCGCACCCAAGGAGGGUGCUGGAAGCCCAAAUCCGGAGUACAUCCCCGUCCUCCAGAACUGGGAGAGAGCUCUCCGACGUUCCAUGAAUUGGUACAACACACAUUGACCCUGGAUGUGCACAGUGGGAGAACCAGGGGUUGACCAAACGGGGAAAUAAAGACAUGAGGUUUGAGUACAUGUGAAAGCAGAUGGGCCUUUUUAAACAGAACUAACAACCAUCAGCUGUAUCUCUGUAAUAUAGUAGUUUAAGGGUUGGUCGUUGGGAAUCAAACUUGAAUCCUGGUCCAGAUGCUAAAAAAGAUAGCAUUUUUUUUUUCUUUAAUGUUUAAUAAAACACAGCUGAAGGUCAUACGCACAGACAUAAUCGUACAGCACUGUUAACUACAGCUGAAAGAAGGAUCGUGGGAAAGGUCCAGUACAAGUCUGAUCCAGGCUGACGUGCUAUUAGCCACCUUCACAGCCUUGAAUUGUUGACCACUUACAGAAAUUACUAUACCUUUACUCGAUUUCUCCCACCGGUAGCAGGCUUUUUAGAUGAAUCCUUUUAUUCCUUCAAGAUCUCAGGGUACUGGUCACUCUUCAUAUUACAGUAUUUUAUCCAGAUUGAAUGAUAUGUGUUAUAAUAUAUAUCCACAUGAGGGCGCUAACGACUGGCUUUACAGCUUUUUAAAUUUAUGAACUCACCAUAGCAACCUUAUGCCACAUGAUAAUAAGGAGUCGGAGAUUAAAAUCAUUUAUAUCAGAUUCACACUUAAUCCUCUGUGGGAGAAAGGCAGCACUUAAUCCUUCUGUUCAUGAUACCUCAAGAUUCAAAAAGCUCCAAAGGGAAAAAAACUGUUAGUCAUUCAACAAACACAAUUUAGUAUUUACAUGUUUCUUCUCGAUUUAUUGAUGUAUUUUCACUUUGUCAUUUAAAGAAAGUGCUCGUCCUCGUUAGAAAACCCAAGUUUACACAUGUUCAAACUGAAUGCAGUUCCUACACAUUAGAUGAUAUUGUUCAAAUGUUACUGGAACUAAAACAAAUUGUAUUUGUUUUUCUUGCACUAAGGAAAUUACACUGGAUUUCAGUAUUUACAGUGCAUUCAGAAAAUAUUCAGACCCCUUCAUUUCACUUUCACAUUUUGUUAUGCUGCAGCUUUAUGACAGGGACUAAUUUGGGAUUUUAUGGGUAUAUGGAUAGAGAUUAGAAAUUAGAACACCUAGCUUUGCUAUAAUAGAAAUAACGCUUGCGUGUCAACUCACACAAAAUCUUUCUCAAAAACUUCCGCUAUGGAGCAAUUUCAAGUUGCACAUCUUCAUUCAACCAUAGAUUAGUUCCUGCAUUCUCUGUUGUUUAGGAAAAAAUUGAUCAAGGACACAAAUAUUAAUUGACCUGACCUAAAACAGAAGUAGGGUGUUAUUCCUUUUCAGUCUAUGUUGUGAAGCCAUUAUUUAUGUCAUCGGCUUGUGUUUGUUGUUUAAUUGUCCCAACCCAAUGAAUUUCAGCACAAAGGGACGACCAUGGUGAUGUCAUGUGAUAAUGUUUUGACUGGAGUCGUUUACUUGACCUGUUGAACUCUGAUAACAACUUUGCCAGUUCUGAUUGUGUUAUGAUUAAAUGUACCUACACUCAUGUGACAGAAUCACAAAUUACCAAAAAAAAACAAAAAAACAAAAAAAAAACUAAGUAAACUAAUUUUCCUUGUAGAAAUGUUCUGCUUUGUGGGUAUUGUUAAAUAUUGUUUGCCUUUCUCAAUGUUGUAAUGUGGUCCUACACGUACUUAACUUUGUUAUGCAGAGUGACACUGUAUGAGAAUGACAUUAACACCUCAGAUCGAAAGGACGUUUCAGGUCUUCACAUGUGAGAUUUUCUAACAUUUCUGGUUCAUUCAGUUCCUGAAUGGAAAAUGUCAUCCCAAGCUUCUGGGAAAUAACAGAUAAUUCAUUUGUGUAAUCAAACUUUGUAUGUUUUGAAGGGGCUGUUAUUAA